Molecule: messenger RNA, 658 nt
Organism: Zea mays
Lineage: Eukaryota; Viridiplantae; Streptophyta; Magnoliopsida; Poales; Poaceae
Product: abscisic stress-ripening protein 2
Exons: 1
Coding region: 133-441 (102 amino acids)
Source: RefSeq, a predicted model, not a curated record
CCAUUUGUAUCAUCAAAUACAUCCACCCAUCAACAACGCACCGGCAAGCAUCAGCGGAUCAUCAUCAAGCAGAUCGAACGAACCCCAAGACACAACCGGCCGUCGACUAGCGCAUCUCCAACGACUGAAACAAUGGCGCACCACUUCCUGGGCAACAAGCACCAUGGAGGAGAGGCGGCCAAGGUGACCGACUGGCGCAAGGAGGAGAAGCACCACAAGCACAUGGAGCAGCUCGGCCAGCUCGGCGCCGUCGCUGCAGGAGCCUACGCUAUGCACGAGAAGCAGAAGGCGAAGAAGGACCCGGAGCACGCGCACUCGCACAAGAUCAAGGAAGGGGUCGCCGCCGCCGCCGCCGUGGGCAGCGCCGGCUUUGCCUUCCACGAGCAUCACCAGAAGAAAGACGCCAAGAAGCACCGCCACCGUGGACACCAUCACCACUAGUUACUGACGGCUUCCAUUCUCAUUUGUUACCGGGCGCGCCUGGCAGUCUUGCUCAUAUAUAUGCACCGACCGUCGAUUUAUCUACCAGUUUUAGUAUACAAAUAAAUGGGGUCUCUCGAAUAUGUAUGUAUAUAUCAUCGUAACGUCCUAGUAUAUAUUAUUACUGUGUGUCACGUACUAUUUUUUACUAUGAUUUUAUAUUUGAUUUAUUAUUGUA